Saxophila tyrrhenica is the source of this 1875-nucleotide messenger RNA. RefSeq names its product MFS siderochrome iron transporter 1. Gene Ontology annotation, cellular component: plasma membrane. The transcript is spliced from 4 exons. The coding region runs from base 1 to 1875 and encodes 624 amino acids. The record is from RefSeq and is a predicted model, not a curated record. Gene Ontology annotation, molecular function: transmembrane transporter activity. Gene Ontology annotation, biological process: transmembrane transport. NCBI's taxonomy places the organism in Eukaryota, Fungi, Ascomycota, Dothideomycetes, Mycosphaerellales, Extremaceae.
AUGGCAGAAAAAGACGUCGAGUCCGGCCAACCAACACAACUAUCGCACUUCCGCCAGGUCAUAGACCAGGCAGGAGUCACUCCAGAAGUCGAGAAAUAUGACUACGCAGGCUCCGGUACCGAAGAAGACCCUUACGUCGUGACCUGGAUAGAAAACGAUCCUCGGAAUCCCAUGCUCUACAGCAAGACGAAAAAAUGGUCCAUAACUCUCCUGGUGGCUUUCGCAACGCUUGCUGUAGCAUUCGUGUCUAGCGCGUACUCCGGUGGAUCAAACCAGGUUAUCCAGGAGUUUCAAAUCUCGCAGGAGAUAUUCGUACUUGGGACUUCUUUGUUUGUGUUGGGCUUCGCUAUCGGUCCUCUUCUCUGGGCGCCUUUAUCCGAGCUCUUCGGACGGCAGAUACUUUACAUCUCGACUUAUGCAAUGUUGACCGCAUUCAAUGCUGGCGCCGCGGGCGGACAGAACAUCGCAACGGUGACGGUCCUGCGAUUCUUAGCUGGAGCUUUCGGUAGCUCGCCGUUGACGAACGCGGGCGGAGUCAUCGCAGAUAUGUUUCCGGCAAAGGAGCGUGGCCUGGCAAUGUCCAUCUUUGCGGCCGCACCGUUCAUGGGACCAGUACUAGGCCCAAUCGUCGGCGGUUUCGUGGGCGAAACAGUCGGAUGGCGAUGGAUUGAAGGUGUCAUGGCCAUCUUCACCGGUACCCUCUGGAUUGCUGGGUCGUUUUUGAUUCCCGAGACUUACCCACCAGUCCUGCAGCGAAAGCGCGCGAAGAAGCUCAGCCAGAUGACCGGUAAAGUCUACAAAAGCCAAGGAGACGUCGACCAAGGACCGCAGAGUUUUGGCCAUGUGUUCCGCACAUCGCUCAUGCGACCGUGGGUGCUGCUGUUCCAGGAGCCGAUUGUGUUGCUCCUUUCGAUCUACAUGGCCAUCAUCUACGGGACACUGUACAUGCUGUUCUCCGCAUUCCCGAUCGUGUAUCAAGAGACUCGAGGCUGGUCACCUGGUAUCGGAGGCCUUGCUUUCCUUGGAGUUGCCGUGGGCAUGGUAGGCGCCGUUACGUACAGUGCGAUUGACAACAAGCGGUACGUGAAGCUGCUUGAGCAACACAAGGGCUUUGCACCGCCCGAGGCCAGACUUCCACCGUGUAUGCUUGGUGGCAUCUGCGUGCCUAUCGGCCUGUUCUGGUUUGCCUGGACCAACUACCCGAGUAUCCAUUGGAUGGCCAGCAUAGCAGCAGGCGUUCCGUUUGGCUUUGGCAUGGUUUUGAUCUUCCUGGGAAUCAUGAACUAUCUCAUCGACGCAUACACCAUCUUCGCAGCUUCCGUAUUGGCCGCAAACGCAGUCCUGCGAUCCCUUUUCGGCUUUGCCUUCCCUCUGUUCACAACUCAGAUGUACACCAAUCUCGGCAUCCAUUGGGGCAGUUCCAUCCCAGCAUUUCUCUCUUUAAUGUGUAUCCCCAUGCCUUUUCUAUUCUACAAAUACGGCCCCGCCAUCCGCGAACGCUGCAAAUAUGCUGCCCAGGCCGCCGCCUUCAUGAAGAAGAUGCAAGCCCAGACCGAAGGCACCGACGACUCGUCGGAAGAAGAGCCAGCACGUCCUUCUGGAGACCCGGCGGACAAGGAGAAGGAGAACGAAGAGGAGCGCGAGGAGGCAGAGCAGGAAGCAUUCGAUUACUCGUAUGCCGAAGAGAACGAGCCGCGCUUUGAGCGGAUCAAGACCAACCGCAGCCAACAAAGCAGGCCUGAACUUGCGAAGACGAAGAGCUAUGACCGGAGUCCAUUUGAUCUGGACAGAACCAACACUACGGACAGUUUUGCCUAUGAGGCGAGGAAGAAGACUUCCAGGCGGAGCUCGCAGGCGAGCAAGGCGAGCAGGUAG